This is a messenger RNA of Pestalotiopsis fici W106-1, 1851 nucleotides long. RefSeq lists its product as uncharacterized. Gene Ontology annotation, biological process: L-phenylalanine catabolic process. Gene Ontology annotation, cellular component: cytoplasm. The record is from RefSeq and is a predicted model, not a curated record. The transcript has a single exon. Gene Ontology annotation, molecular function: ammonia-lyase activity. Lineage: Eukaryota; Fungi; Ascomycota; Sordariomycetes; Amphisphaeriales; Sporocadaceae. Bases 1 to 1851 code for a protein of 616 amino acids.
AUGUCGUCCCCUAGCUCGAGGUUUACGGACUUGGUCCUAUCUCAGAAAUAUGAUGCGUCACGCGCAGAUGAAGUACGGUCCAUCACUGGAGCAGACCUGACCAUUGCCGACGUCGUGGCAGUUUCGAGGCACCUUGCAUCCGUCGAGCUCUCCUCCUCGUCCAUCGAAGCCAUUGAAGUAUGCAGCAAGAUUAUCCCAAAGAAGAUCUCUCAGGGCGAGGUCAUCUACGGAGUCAACACCGGAUUCGGUGGCAGUGCUGAUGCCAGGUCCAACGACGUCGAGUUGGUUCAGCAGAGUCUGAUCAACCACUUGACUUGUGGAAUCGUUGCCGACGGCAAGUCCCAGCAGGCACCCAAGACCAACGGAACCAACGGCCACACAAACGGCCACACAAAUGGGCACAAGCAAACAUCCCCCAAGACUUCUCUCCCGCUCAACGACCCGUUUGCCGUUACCUGCAUGCCGGAAUCGUGGGCGAGGGCGUCUAUGCUCAUCCGUCUUAACUCAUUGGCCGGUGGAGCCUCCGGUAUCCGGGUUGAUAUCGCAGAAAGUCUCAAGAGCCUCCUGAACAAAGAUGUCGUGCCAACCAUCCCCGUGCGUGGAAGUAUCUCGGCGUCCGGAGACUUGAGCUCUCUCGCCUGGAUCUGUGCCUUGAUGCAGGGCAAGACAUCUGCCACAGCAUUUACCGGCCCCAGAGACGUUGAGGGUGGCCGAAAGGUGACACGGGCAGACGUCGCUCUGGCGGAAGCCGACAUUGCUCCCAUCAGCCUCCACGCCAAGGAAGGUCUUGCCAUUGUGAAUGGUACUGCUGUAUCUGCAGCCGUUGCUGCUCUCGCUGCUCACGAGUCAGUCUCGCUCGCAGCUCUGGCACAGGUGUUGACAGCCAUGAGCGUAGAAGCUCUGAGAGGUAGCGAUGAGAGCUUUGAGCCCUUCAUUGCCCGUAUUCGCCCGCACCCGGGACAAGUCGACAGCGCACGCAACAUCAAGGCCUUCUUGUCCGGAUCACAGUUGCUGAACCGCCACGACAGCCGUUCCAAGGCAACGCUGCGCCAGGAUCGCUACUCGCUUCGCACAUCCAGCCAGUGGAUUGGCCCGGUCCUCGAGGACUUCUGCCUCGCCUACGACCAGCUCACUAUCGAGCUCAACUCUGUCACGGACAACCCGUUGAUCGAUGUCGAGACGGAGCGCGUGUUCCACGGCGGCAACUUCCAGGCGCGUGCCGUCACCUCGGCAGUCGAGAAGCUGCGCCAGGGCCUGCAGAGCAUCGGCCGCAUGCUCUUCACUCAGUGCACCGAGAUGAUCAACCCGGCCACCAGUUGGGGCCUGCCACCAAACCUGUGCUCCGACGACCCCAACGAGUCGUUCCUGUUCAAGGGCCUCGACGUCGUCAUUGCCGCCCUGACCUCGGAGCUGGGCUUCCUUGCCAACCCCGUCGGCUCGCACGUUCAGACUGCCGAGAUGGGCAACCAGGCUCUCAACUCGCUGGCGCUUGUGUCUGCACGCUACACGCUCGAGGCCGUCGACGUCUUGACCCAGAUCACAUCGGCACACCUCUUGGCUGUCUGCCAGGCUCUCGACCUGCGAACGAUCGAGAUUGAAGGCCGCAAGGCCGAGGCCCCUAAUGCCCUGCCUCACAUUGGCUACGCUUCGCAGCGCAUCUACCGCUUCAUCCGCAACGAGCUGAACAUUCCAUUCCUUGACGAGUCCCAACUGAACUCGAAGGAGGCUGGAAAGGAAAACGGCGUGACACCAAGCAUGGGUCUCUUUAAUACGCGCGUCUACGAGUCCAUCAGAUCUGGACGCCUGCACACUGUUGUUUCGGACAUUUUCGAGGGAGUCGGAAAGGACUAG